Messenger RNA from Darwinula stevensoni, 1901 nucleotides. The record is from the annotation of a GenBank genome assembly. NCBI's taxonomy places the organism in Eukaryota, Metazoa, Arthropoda, Ostracoda, Podocopida, Darwinulidae.
UAUCUCAGGUGCACCCUGACCCUGGCCAUGUCCAGGGGCUCUCAUUCUUACUUCUAUUAUUACCGUGAAGACCUCUACCACGCGGUGCAACGUCUAUACUCUUCUACGAGGCGGGCCGGCAUUGUUACUCGAUCGACGGAACUGCCUUCGUAACGUUAGCAUUGCAGGCCUACUAGUUGGACCUUGCAAUGAAUGAUGAAGGAAUGGAGGGUGAUGCGUCUUCGGGAUCAGAUUUAGAAGAGGAAGGAGACGCGACAGCUCCGGUUGACCGGGUUCAAGUUGAUUUUGAAGCCCGUAACAUUCUUGACAGUGAUCAUGACAGUAUCAAGAUGCUGUUGGGGCAGAUAUUUCCCAAGAGUACAGUUGAUUUAGGACUGGUGACAAAUGUUCUUCUAUCCCAAAAUUAUGUUGGGAGCACCAUUAAGCAAUCUUUGCCAGAAGACAUGGAAGAUGAUGAAGAUGAAGGAGAUGAUGCCACCUUUGGGGUCACAUCUAUCCUCAACCUUACCAAUGAUCAAGGGAAUGAGGGGUUGAAGCAGUUGAAAUCCUUCCUAUUGUCCAAGAGUGCUGAGAAUGCCAGUGACCAGACUCGUACAUUAUUGAAGAAAUCACUGUCCAAUGAAGCAGCACCUGUUGGGUGGAUCAUCAAUGAGCGCUUCAUCAACAUCCCUGCUCAGAUAUCUGUCCCAUUCUUUGAAAGCCUUAUGAAAGAAUUGCAGAAUGCAAAAAGCCGGAAGCUGCUGUCCUCAUUUGCCUAUUAUCUCUUCAUUUGCAAGUUAUACAAGCAAAAUCUCACAACAGGGAUGAGUAAGAAACAGAAGAAAACAAAAGCACAGGGGGAGCCUGUGAAUCUUGUUUGGUCCAAUCCAGAGGAAGAGAUCAUCCAUUCUUAUGCUGUUGGGAGUUUUGACUACAGUGUGGAGACAGAGAAAGAUUCAGCUCUUCAGGGAAAGUGGUCAGAAGAUGAUGAUGAGUUGAUCCCAUUGAGAAGACUUCUGCUAUUGCCUUCUCUGUCAAAAGUGAACACAAGGCAGAGUGAUUACAAAUUCAAAGGUGAAAUGGAUGUUGUAGCGAGGCAGGCUACUGUCAGUCACGAGAAUGCUCAAUUCUUGGAAAUGAAGCAAGAGAAAAUUGCCCCACAAUCAUCCCAUGCCAGGAGAGCAGGAACACUGGGAGAAGUGAGCAAUGUUUUUGACAACAAGGGUCCUGAUUCAACUGGAGAAGGGUCCUCACCCAUAAUGAAGAAUCCCAAUGUCUUGAAUGCAAUUCCUAACAAUGAACUUAAGAAGACUCCAACCCAGGUGAUGAAACCCAAGGAAUUUGAAUCGCAGCCUUCCCAGGACACACUUUUAAAAUCGGAGAUGGAUGAAUUUUCCAAGUCUGAUGAAAUUUCCAACCUUGAUAUUGGAGUUUGCCCAUCGCCUUCCCAGAUUGAAGAUUGUAAGUCCUGGGACUAUGAGGUUUUUGUGGGUGAGUCUGCCAAAGACUGGGAUGCAUUCUUGAAGCCAUGGGAAUAUUUCUGCAUUGCUAGUCCCAAACUCUCUCCUACCAAGACAGACUAUUUGGAUGAUAAUUGUCCUCUCCCUGAGUUGAAUACAUAUGUGCAGAAUGAGUACUUUUUUGAGGAAGAGGCCUUGCUGCCAACCCCUGACUUGGACUUCUAAUCUCCCAAAUUCCUCUUGGCCACAGUUUGUGGUUUCUGAUCUCUUUUUGGUCAAGCUGUCAGGCACAAAAUUCCAGUUACAAAUAAUGUUCUGUGCCUUUGUCACUCAGCUUUCCCCCUCCCCAAUUUUUAUCUUUCUUUUUAGAGAUUGGACUAUUUUUUACUUGAGUGGUGAGUGCUUGAUUGUAUGGUUUUGUAUAGCACCGAAUAAAGAGGGACAUGUUUGUGCCAGAAAAAA